CAAGAUGUUGGUGAAAUGCCUUUUACUAUACCUUGCUGCAGUAGAUCCACCUUCUUUGGUAUCACCAAACGUGCACACGCGGACUAAGAGAUGUUCCUGUAGAAACUGGUUGGACAAGGAGUGUAUAUACUUUUGCCACCUGGAUAUUAUUUGGGUGAACACUGGAGGGCAAACUCUUCCUUAUGGUUUAGGAAGCCCACCAAGGCGCAGAAAAAGAACUCUGCCAAGGUGUCAUUGUAAGGAUGUAGGAGACAAGAACUGUGAUAUCUUCUGUCAUCUUGAACCCAGGUCCGUUGUUGCCAAUAAACUAGGAACAGUAGAAGAGGAACUUCCAGAAAAUCUUUUGCGAAAAGAGGCGAAAUCUCAAGCCAAACUCUUGCAUAUUCUACGUGAUGUUGUAGCAUACAAUGUGAAAUUUUCUCACUUCCGACGCAAUGCCUCCAGUUUCUCUUCUGUGCUGCCUUGGAACUCUGUAUCUUGGAAGAGGAAGAGAUAACAGCUCAUGGCAAUUGUGGUGAUGGCAAAAGAAAAGUCUUGAACAUAGUGGGGCUCCCACAGAACUGGAGACACAUGACAUGGCGUGUCUCUCACUUGUGAAGAAAAUCUAGUCUUUGAACAAAGACUCAUUAUGGCUGUUCAGCAACUUUUGUGAAGAGUAACGCAUUAGACAUUCGAGAGCAUAGAACACCUAGAUGGAGAGUGGUAUGAGCAUUUGUUCUCUUUGAAAAAAAGGUGAAGAUGGACAAUAAAGCAGAUGAUAUGUUGCAAUGGUCAAUAUCUUCAAUGGAAGCAUUACAGAGUGAUGCAUUUUAAAUUGCAUCAAAUUGCAAGAAAGGAUUGACAUUGGUAACAUUUGGGGUGGGUGCUUGAAUGAUUCUACUAGGUUGUCAAUGAUUGUUUUUUCCCAGACGAAUUUGGGGAUCCCUUAUUUAGACUUCAGUGCUGCUGAAGAACAUCCUUCCAUUGUUUACCUUUUGACUGAUAGAAAUUGGUCUUUCAAGCCACUGUAUACUUACUUGUAAGGUAAAUUUAGCAAAUCAGUGUGCAACAGAAAUUGAAAGAUAACUAUUUAGUUACAACAAUGACUUAUGGAACUCACUCACCUAAAGCUAUUAGGUUCAAAGGAAGACUAUAUAACUCUGUAUUUGGAUAAUUGGUAUUCAUCCUUUGCUUCAUUCACCAAUAUUAAUCCAAGAGAACAGGAGAAUGUGAUGAAUUGACUGGUAUCAAAGCUGAAUAUACCAUUACAGGAUACUGUUUGCUCCUGAUGUUGUUUAAUUAGCAAACAAUAUUACUAACCUAAAUAAGUUUAUUAUGUUGUUUAUCAUGUGCAGUGGACUGAUCAGUGUUUGUGAGUACACUAUUGAUCGUAAAUGAGUGGUCAGCUAGCUGGUGUGAAGACUAAAUUGUUAUUGGCAAGCUGGUUAUUGAGUGAGAUCUAGGUCCCAUGUACUUCUAGGUCUUGACUGAACUGGGAAGAAUAGGAAUGUAAAAAGGUCCAGCAUGUUGUAAUUACUGGCCAUUAAGAUAAUCAGAGUUAAAUAAAUAAAACCUGCAGAUUGGGAAUUGUAGUUAACAGCUGUAGCGCAUAUCAUGUCAUCAGACAUACGCUAGGCCAGAUCCAGGGUACCAAGUAUCAGGAUAAUUGAAGGAAAAGAUUGUAGAAAAAAAAAGAAGAAAUACAUUUUUUAAAUCCUAGGAAUGGUGAAACCGUGAAAAUAAUUAGGUGGUUUGGAGGGUUGCUCUCUAACAUUUCCUUUAGUUACCAAAUAAUACUGUUUACCUGUCUUCUGCAGGCCUACAAUAACACUGUGCCAAUUUUAACCUAUGUUAACUUAUUGUUCAUACAGGUAUUAUUUCAAAAUAAUAAUAUAAAAAACCCAAUAUAUGGUGCACCUAA
This is a messenger RNA of Pelobates fuscus (common spadefoot toad), 1900 nucleotides long. RefSeq names its product endothelin 2 (gene EDN2). NCBI's taxonomy places the organism in Eukaryota, Metazoa, Chordata, Amphibia, Anura, Pelobatidae. Gene Ontology annotation, cellular component: extracellular region. Gene Ontology annotation, molecular function: hormone activity; endothelin B receptor binding. Gene Ontology annotation, biological process: regulation of vasoconstriction; vein smooth muscle contraction; regulation of systemic arterial blood pressure by endothelin. The record is from RefSeq and is a predicted model, not a curated record. The transcript is spliced from 5 exons. The coding region runs from base 5 to 496 and encodes 163 amino acids.